Molecule: messenger RNA, 1095 nt
Organism: Protopolystoma xenopodis
Lineage: Eukaryota; Metazoa; Platyhelminthes; Monogenea; Polystomatidea; Polystomatidae
Source: the annotation of a GenBank genome assembly
AUGCUUUACCUAAUUGAGCCCAUUAAGUUUUUUAUUCAAUACAAUAACCUUCUUAUUUUUCCCUCAUGCUUUCUUCCGCCUAACCAGGCUGCAUUGACUCUUCUUCUCAGUCUCCUCGAAGCCAAUUCUCGCGUUCGUGGCCUUAUCGCCAAUGGUUCAGUGAUUACCAUUAAUUGGUCAACUUCCUUCUCUUUUGAGGCCACUAAACCACCAGCCAGUCACAGCUCUAAGUCCCCGAAAGGAUAUCGGCUCGCGCUUGAGCUCCUGCGCUUCACCUUUAAAUUCAGCCAAAUGGAUUUGAUUUCUGCUACUGGAGCCAAUCCAGACAGAGCUUCUUCUAGUCUCAAGGAAUGUUUGCUGACAUUCAAAAAAAUUAGGUCAAUCCUACUUUCUGCCACAGAGGCUCACGGUCUUUUGUCUUCAAUCCUUGAGCUGUUGCAGGAUGCAGUUUUUCAUUCUGAUUGGCUAUUGGUCACCGGCGGCCUCAUCUUUGUUGCUAGCUAUUGCUCCCGUGCUAGCUACACGCAUACCUUAUCUGAGCAUAUCUCCAACACAGCAUCCUCUAAUCGUCGACGAAAGCGUUGCACUUUUUCUAAGUCAAAUAGUUUUGAUGAUACUUCAAGUCAUGUCCUAACGACAGAAACUGUGAAUGAUAACCAGUCUGCUAGAAUUCGACAAGCGUUACUUGCCCUUGAUGUAGCGCAGCCCGAUCUUCUUUUCCUCCUAGCUACUCUUGGUCUUGCCCUCCCUUCUCAUGACCUUUGCCUCACAAAGGCUCCUCAACAACAACAACAAAGUUCUGGUACGACAUCUAUCUGUUCUAACUCCAUCUUUGAGGAUGUGGAGCGUGCUGGACAGCGAGCUGCAACUUCAAUCUUGGCUGCGGCCCCUUCCCGCGAGGUGCGACUCCGUCUGGCCGGCCAGAUUGCAACGAUCUGGCUAAUGAACAAAGACGUUUCAAAAUCAUUUAAUUCCAAUUCAUGUGCCAAAACGAGACGAUCUAGCCUUCGUUUGACUGAGGAAACUUCACAAGUUAUUCGUAUGGUUUCAUCUUUGAGACGAAUAUUCAGUCUUUGCAGAAUUUUGGAGCAGUGA